CAUUAUCCAAUACUCCAAUAAUCCACCGAGCACAUUUCGUUCUGAACAUCAAGGUCGUCCACAAUGGCGGAAUUGCAAACCAUCCCUGCCCGCCACGGGGUAGCCACAUUCGUGCCUGCAGGACAAAUAAUCAAAAUUAUUAACACUUCCGGGACUCAGGUGAUUGACACGUGGGCAUUCGCGCUACCAACACCGGAAGUGAAGCCGGAAAACAAGAAGAAAGAGGAGAAAGACUCGAAGGAAGAGGGAGACAAGACAGAGUCGAAACCACAAUCGAAGCCAGAGGAGAAAGACGCGGUAAAGCCAACGCCCAAGAAGAAGAAAGAUGCCGAUCUGCCGAGCCAAGAAGAUGCCGAGAAGGCGACGCAAGAGCUCAUGAAGCAAGGCGAUCAAGCCAAAGGUGGCGCCAAAGAUGGGAAGGAGAGUACACCACAGAAGAGCACUUGGAGCUCUUACGUUCCAACACUCGGGUUGACGUCUUCGUCGAAGAAGGCAGCACCCAAAAAGGAAGAAACAGAGCAGCAGAAGAAUUCGAGGACGUGGGCUUCGUACUUCCCUUCCGGCAAAGGCUUCAGCACAUACAUCCCAAAGUCUGCAUCGGAUACAGUAUCUGCCUUCGCAUCCGACCAUCAGAGGGAUACCAACAAAUCGUACAUUGAACAGCUUCAGGACUUCUCGAAGACGCCAGUAGGCGCAGCAGGCCUCGCAGCAGUGACCGGUUCCGGAUAUGCUGGCUCCCUCUACGCCGGCUAUCAAGCAUGGAACUCACAUCACGCCGCCGACGCGCCACCGAUGGAAUUCAUGAGCAUGCCACACUCUCGAUCCGCCUCGUUGCACAUGCGACCGAAAGUGAACGACACCAUGAUCUCAAACCUGCGCGAGCCUAUGUUAACCCUAAUCGAAGAUACAAGUCCAGGCAUCCACGAUACGCUGAUCGCGGCAUGUGACCCGCAGCGAUACAAAGGCCUUGGCGUGCAAGACUGGGAGCAUCACGGAAGUUGCGCGGAGAACCUUGUUUUGGCGCUGAAGGAGUUGAACGAGCGCGCCGGGCUUAAGGGUGCAAAGAGCGUUGGUGCGGAUGUGACGAUCAACGCCGUGCCUGCACCGCUGAAUCUGUUCAUGAACAUUCCGUGGGACGAUGAUGGCGACCUUGCGUUCAAGGCGCCGAAGGGCAAAGAAGGCGAUUACGUGCGGCUGAAGGCGGAGCGUGAUGUUGUGGUUGUGAUGAGCGCAUGUCCGCAGGACGUGUUGGAAAUCAAUGCGAAGAAACCGACAGACGCACAGUUUAUUGUUGAAGGAGGCGACGAAGAGACGAAGGAGCAGCCGAAGAAGGCUCCGGCAAGGCGGCCGCCCCCGAAGAAGCUUAACUCGUCAUCGAGAGCGCCUUCGACGGCAGGCACGGACGCGGGUGAUGCGAAGCCUGCGACGAAGAGACCAGUACCUGCGAGGCGGACCGUUCCUCAGAAGAAGCCUGACGGCGCCACUGCAGCGCCGGCAGCGAAGAAGCCGGUGCCGAAGCCAGUGCAGCCACAGAAGAAGGUACCUGCUGAAGGCGGUGAGGCGAAUGGCGAAGCGGCUGCGCCAGUCGAGAAGAAGAAGCCUCGGAAGCUGACUACGAAGCCCAAGGCGGAGGCGGGAGGGGAGUGAUUCGCACUGUCAAACAUGUAAGGUGUUCUUUGGGAGGCAGACUUGGGAGCAUCUGCAAUUCUUGGAUAGUAUUACCUCGAAUCGCAGCGACUUUGGCGACGGAACGAUCUUUUUGCUAGGUGACAUGCAAGGGCUGCUGCUGAUAGGCACGCGCACACCUGCACGCCCGAGUCGUUGUCAAGAACAAUGUUACUCUGUGGCUUCGAUCAGGACCUUUACCUCGUCACUGAUUUCCUGCCACGC
Molecule: messenger RNA, 1890 nt
Organism: Baudoinia panamericana UAMH 10762
Lineage: Eukaryota; Fungi; Ascomycota; Dothideomycetes; Mycosphaerellales; Teratosphaeriaceae
Exons: 3
Coding region: 64-1647 (527 amino acids)
Source: RefSeq, a predicted model, not a curated record